AUGUCUGCUGAUCAACCGAUGCAUCACCAUCACUCGACGACACUUCACGUCGCCAAACGAUUGGAUAAGUAUAUUGAUCUACCGCCCCGCCCACAAUACAAGCUGAGCAAUGUGUUGCAACGUGGCAAUGUGCACUGUUUCAUCCGCUCAAAAGCCUCGUUUUUUGCCUUCCCCGACAAUAUCACGAAAAUGAAGAGCCGAUUUUUGAAUGUGACAACGAAUGGGUACUUGAUCAUUUAUAUGAACAGUUCCAAAGGAUUGGUUGUCGAUUUGCGGCAGGCGAUCAACGUUUUUUGUAACGCGGACCGUUUUGUUCAAAAGAGCAAAAAAAUUGACUCGCUACGCUGUCACUUGAAAAUCCGUCUCCAACAUGGUAAUAUCCACAUUUUUGUGCGAGACGACGAGGUUCACAAAUGGACGUGCGCCAUUAUGAGAGCAUCGGCGAAACCGAAGCCAAUGAGAAUGUCUACUAGGGAUUCAGAAGAAGAGAAAGGGAUUCUGAUGACUGCUGUGGAACAAGAGGAUUCUGGAAACUUUGAAGAGAUGACGCCAUCGACGUCGACGGCUCCAGAAUCUUGUCACGAGGUUCUAGGAGAAGAGGAAGAGGAGACGUCGGAUGUAGUGAAUACAGUCAUUGAACGGCCAGAAUGCGCUCCAGAGCCAACGACAACGACGUCGGUCCGUUCGCUUUGUCAAAAACUGGAGCACAGCCUCCGAAUCAAAUCAAAGGAUCAGGUGCUAUCGGAGAGAAGAUACCGUAAUCCAUCGAUUUCUACACCACAAUUCGUCUCGGAACUCUUCCAUGAGCCCCAAGGAGAGUUUUGCGAAGAAACUAUUGUAGUUUUGGAGCCAACAAAUCCAAAGGAAAAGGCUGAGCAACAGGAGGAAGUGGAUAGAGAGAAUACGUGGUGGACCAGAUCAUUGAGAUGCUAA
Caenorhabditis briggsae is the source of this 933-nucleotide messenger RNA. The record is from RefSeq and is a predicted model, not a curated record. The transcript has 4 exons. Lineage: Eukaryota; Metazoa; Nematoda; Chromadorea; Rhabditida; Rhabditidae. The coding region runs from base 1 to 933 and encodes 310 amino acids.